GUCUGAACAACUAGAAGCCCUAAUCUGAGUCUCAAACUCCUCGUAGCAAUCCGGCUCACACAGAUACACACGGGCGCUCGGCGAAUGAUAGCUGUGUGCGAAAGCAAUGCCCGGCCAAGGAUAAAGUUUGCACUGAAGAGAUUGCUAGAGGAACGACAACAAAGGGGGAUAGAGUUUAGCAAGACUCAAGAAGUUAUUCACCGAGUUUUGCUCAGAAAAUGAAGAAAAAGAACCUAUCGAAGAAUGCAAAAGCAGCUGAGCAGAACCCUGUGGCAGAAAACAUGAAGAAGCCGCCACCACCUAUCACAUCUUCUGUGACACCUAAGAAGCUAAAGUGUGGCAGUGAAAUCGAUGAAAUCUUUGCAGGGAAAAAGAGAAAGAAGCCGGAGAAGCCUAAAAAAAGGGCUAUGAAGAACAAAAGGAAGGAUAGCAAAGAUGGUAAAGAAAAUGGUUCGAUCUCUGGUUUAAGGUCUAGGAAAAGGACGGGAGAUGGGCUUGCAAUUUAUACUGAGGAGGAAUUGGGUAUCGGCAAGGCGGAUGCCGGAGGUACUCCUCUCUGUCCGUUUGACUGCGAUUGCUGUUUUUGAUAUUAUAGGAAUGGAAUAGAAUGGAGGAGACUUUGGAUUGUUUUGGUAACUAAAUCUUCAAAAAUAUUAGGGAAAAUAGCGGAUAACAAGUAGUUUUAGAUUGAGAAAAAUGGGCCGGCCAUAUAUAAUGUCUUAAGAAUUGAAUCAAACUGGCGAUCACUCCAAUCACCCAACAUGCUGGCUAGACAAUGUCUGGUAAAUUAUAUCAUGGAUUAUGAUCUAUCUUGUCUUGUAUUGUAGACCCUGAUUCAAAAAUAAUAUUUAGACUCUGUAUAUGUAAAUGCUGUGGACCAUGGGACAAAUGCUGUGCAGAUUACAAAUGGAAUUUCAUUUUCAUAUUGCA
Molecule: messenger RNA, 930 nt
Organism: Ipomoea triloba (trilobed morning glory)
Lineage: Eukaryota; Viridiplantae; Streptophyta; Magnoliopsida; Solanales; Convolvulaceae
Exons: 2
Coding region: 219-587 (122 amino acids)
Source: RefSeq, a predicted model, not a curated record